This is a messenger RNA of Boeremia exigua, 833 nucleotides long. RefSeq lists its product as uncharacterized. Lineage: Eukaryota; Fungi; Ascomycota; Dothideomycetes; Pleosporales; Didymellaceae. The transcript has a single exon. The record is from RefSeq and is a predicted model, not a curated record. The coding region runs from base 232 to 810 and encodes 192 amino acids. Gene Ontology annotation, molecular function: zinc ion binding.
UCAGCGACCUGCACGUAGCAUGGGUGCAAGCACUUCACUUGCUAGACACCGCGGUAUCUCAAGCGCGUGUCUCACCUUGCAACCAAGUGGCCGUCACUCACUUUCACCUUUCACUUAUGACCUGUGCGCGCGUACGCCCACUCAUCCCACCAACCACAUACCGCGGUCUGCGCUCAACCAUACACCACCAAGCUCCGAUCAACUCAACCACCAGUCUUUCAGCCACCCAUCAUGAGUAUUUUCGCAAGCAAAGCCGCUUUCAUGCAACUCGGCCUCGUGCUGAUCGCGCCUUCAAAAGCACUCAUGUACCAGGACUGCUACAUCUGCAAGGACCCUCUUCACGUCAACAUCGACACAGUCCCCUCCGAUGCACACCAUACAGCAGUACGCAUCGGGGUCUGUGGCCACAUACACGGUCAAGUGUGUCUGGCUGCCUGGCUGAACACCGGAAACUCCUGCCCCACCUGCAAGCGCAUGCUCUUCGAGGCGUCCGGCCGCACCAUCAGCCAGAAAGACCUCAACGACGUGGUUCGCGCCGUAGGGCCUUUGUUUGGCAAGAUGCGCGUUGCGUCAGCAGUUGCUCGUUUGUUGGAGAGGAAAGAACUUGAACAGACUCAGCUGCGACGCUCUUACGAGGAGGAUCUGAACAGGAGAAUGGCUGAGCAGAUUCAGUCUCGCAGGGACGACCUGAUGGAUGACGAGUAUUGGAUGGAGAGUGGUGAUGAGGAGGACUUUGACAUGGAUGACGACGAGGAGGGUGGUGUACCAUUGCUCGGGGACGACAUGCAGCCAGGAUCGAUGUCUGCUUAGGAGCGACAGCCGCGCCUGGAAGC